AUGUCGAUCAAGGAGUCAUUAAACAAGAAACUUUUCCAAAUGAAAACGACGCUGAAUAUGGCAGAGAAGACUGUUGACGUUGAAUUUGACAAAUUGAUGAAAGUGUUUCAAUACCAAGAAAGUGGGUUGAACGAGUUGUAUCACAAUUUGAUGCAAAUGUUGGACCAAAUUGAAUUGUACCACAAAGGGAGACAACUCACGGCAGAGACGUUGGAUCGUCUGACUCUGCAGAACGUCGAAUUAAAUUCGGCGUCAAAGAAGUAUCGGACCGUUAACGACGUCGAGAGUUUGUCUGUCAAACGAUAUAAACAAACGGUCGAACGGAUCAUAUUAACGCCACUGAUGGAGAUUAAAAGAGUGUAUAACGAGUUGGACUCCCGUUUUGUGAUACUCAAGAAGAGACAUAAGAACUGCGAUAGAAUGCUCGAUGAGAUGAAUACAUCAAAGUCGGAAAACUAUCAAAACGCGAAGAAUCGAUAUGACCACGCACUUGGCUUGUAUGUGUAUUUGCGAGACGAGUUGAUGGGAGAUAUGAACAAUACAAUGGACUCUUCUUUGGCAAUAUACAACGAAGUUAUGAUCGGAUUAUUGGGAUGUGAUAUGUUAUAUGCAGAACAGCUCGAGGAAGUACGGGCGCCUUUAAUCGCAUUACAAUCCGCGUUGGAAAGUAAUCUCAUUAAAGUCGUUCGUAUCACCCCGGUCGAACAGUCGUCUGUCUCUGAAGAGUUCGUCGCUUUUAUACGCCAGCAGGACUUACGGGAUGGAAAACUCAACAUCUCAAAUCCACUCGUUUCGAAAAGUGCAAUCAAAACGCCAAAAUCUCAGACCCUCUCUCCAAGAUCGCCAAGGGUCGCUCCAAAUCCACCGAAAAAAGAACCACCAAAAGUCCCUCAAAAAAGUGAGAAGGAUAUAGUGGUCCAUGUAAACGUCAAGAAAAGUGAUAAGAGUGACGAUCUCAAGAUCGUAGCUACAAAAAAAUCAACAAAGAAAAACUUGAGGAAUAUCCAAAAGCGACAAACGCGGCUUUUAAUGGACAUGAAGGGCACUAACAGUUCCGACGAUCAAAAUAACAAAAGUGAAAAAAUGGAAAAACCUCAACUUGUCAAAAUCGCAGAAGAGAACGAGAUCCAAAAUGACGGAACGAUCGAAUAUAAGAGCGAGGAUUUCAGAAAAGUGCAAAAGCCUGAAAGUCAAAUAAUUUCUGGAAAAGAAAAAGAGACGGACUUGGACGAUCUCGACGACGACUGGCUCGGCCAGGCUGAUGUCGACUUCUCUGCCUUCAUCAACUCUUCCAAUGAACCUGCGAUGUACAGAGCAUUAUUUAACUAUACUGCGACAGACCGAAUGGAAUUAUCUUUCAAGAAGGGAGACUUGAUCAAAGUCAUUUCGACCAAAGAAGACUGGUACGAGGCUGAGAUCAAUCAGAAGCGGGGAUUAGUCCCAUCCAACUUCCUUGAAAAGGUCUGA
This is a messenger RNA of Entamoeba invadens IP1, 1467 nucleotides long. RefSeq names its product proline-serine-threonine phosphatase interacting protein, putative. The record is from RefSeq and is a predicted model, not a curated record. The coding region runs from base 1 to 1467 and encodes 488 amino acids. The transcript has a single exon. Gene Ontology annotation, cellular component: Rvs161p-Rvs167p complex; mating projection tip; medial cortex. Gene Ontology annotation, molecular function: lipid binding; protein binding. NCBI's taxonomy places the organism in Eukaryota, Evosea, Mastigamoebida, Endamoebidae. Gene Ontology annotation, biological process: plasma membrane tubulation; endocytosis; actin cortical patch localization.